AUGGAUAUAGAUCCGGUGGAUCAAGAAACAGACAACAAAAACUCAAAAGAAGACAAUGAGUCCCGAAUGUUAAAGGAUGUACUUUUUUCGAAAAGGAAACCUGUUCCAGGACAAACCAUAUUCUUCCUCGAGACUAAAUGCAACUGUACAGAUUCGAAGUAUAGUAUCCUCAAUUUUACGGCACAUCAGGCUUGUUCCAUCGAAUCUGCAGCAUUGCAUCAUUCAAAUUUUGAAGUCUUUGUUCUUUUCGCGUGCCCAACGAUCCGUCAAGAAUCGGAUCCUAUAAUUGAAGCCAUUCUCAGCUAUAAUAAUGUGAAGCUCCGUUACGUCAAUCUCUGGCGCUUUGGGAAAGGGACUCCUAUCGAGGAAUGGAUCAAGAAAAACGAUCUGUUUCGCAGCAGAUAUUUGAAGUUCAACAUAUCCAAUCUCCUUCGAUUAUUGAUCCUAUUUCGCUAUGGUGGCAUCUACUUUGACAUGGAUGUCGUGGUUUUGCGCAGCUUUGAGGAUGAAUCGCCAAACUUUAUGGGUGCUGAGAAAGAGGGAACUAUUGGCAAUAGUGUCAUUGGCCUAGAAACUAACGGAUUUGGCCAUGAGGUUGCAAACCUAAUUUUGACUGAUUUUUACAAAAUCUACAUGGAAAACGUUUCGGUCCACAAUGGACGCCAGUCUUUAGCGCGAGCGAUGACUGUAGUUUGUGGCACAAACGAUGUUAAUCUUAUGAUAAAGGAUCCCGACCGUUGUCAUGGCAUCAAGGUAUUUGACAUCAAUGCCUUUUAUGAGAUUGAUCGGUUGGAACGAACGCAUUUUUUUGAUGAGAAAUACGCAAAUCAAACUCUGAGUCGCCUUAAAAAUUCAUAUCUGAUACAUACUUGGAAUCAAGUUGAUACCAAAUGGCCGCUGAGUGUUGAUUCUAAAGCACCUUAUAUCCAGUUGGCGGCACAGCAUUGUCCCAGAGUCUUUGCAGCAACCGGAAAGCUUUUCACUUAA
Molecule: messenger RNA, 987 nt
Organism: Drosophila innubila
Lineage: Eukaryota; Metazoa; Arthropoda; Insecta; Diptera; Drosophilidae
Product: lactosylceramide 4-alpha-galactosyltransferase-like
Exons: 2
Coding region: 1-987 (328 amino acids)
Biological process (GO): glycosphingolipid biosynthetic process
Molecular function (GO): alpha-1,4-N-acetylgalactosaminyltransferase activity
Source: RefSeq, a predicted model, not a curated record